GAGUGCUUUUCCCAAACGGGACUGUACCUAGACUCUUCUUUCUUUCCUCCUUCUGCCCUUCUGCCUUCUUCUCCACAGAUUCAUUCCUCGGCGAGCAACCCCCAGUUUGCAUUCUCUUUUCUCUUCCUCCAUUCAUUUUUCUUUCUUUUUCUUCCUUACAUCUGCACAACAACAACAUAGCCGCCAUGACCUCAUCAACUAUUCGGACCGCCUACGUGACCAGAAUCGAGCACUUCUCAGCCGCACACCGACUCAACUCCAUCCACCUGAGUCCGGAAGAGAACCUAGCACUGUACGGCAAAUGCAACCACACCUCAGGGCAUGGUCACAACUACAAAGUCGAAGUGACGAUAAAGGGACAGAUUGACCCAUUGUCUGGUAUGGUCAUCAACAUUACGGACCUUAAGAAGACACUACAAACCGCUGUCAUGGACCCAUGCGACCACCGCAACCUCGACCUGGACGUCCCAUUCUUCAAGCUUAACCCAAGCACGACCGAGAAUUUGGCAGUCUUCCUCUGGCAAAACAUCCAGCAGAACCUCCCGGUUUCAAAAACAUAUGAGUUGUACGAAAUCAAACUGCACGAGACCGACAAGAACGUGGUUGUCUAUCGAGGAGAGUAACCUUCAUUCAAGACAAAUUAUGUUGAGAAUGAUGCCCACCCAUAGACUCUACUCUUUGUACCAUUAAUAAAAAUCCUAGCGCACCGAC
This is a messenger RNA of Gamsiella multidivaricata, 711 nucleotides long. Its product is annotated as 6-pyruvoyltetrahydropterin synthase. The record is from RefSeq and is a predicted model, not a curated record. Lineage: Eukaryota; Fungi; Mortierellomycota; Mortierellomycetes; Mortierellales; Mortierellaceae. Gene Ontology annotation, cellular component: mitochondrion. The coding region runs from base 186 to 623 and encodes 145 amino acids. The transcript has 5 exons.